CCACUUCCGCUUCCGGUCCCAGCGUGCUCCGGGUGUGGUAGAAGAGCCUGGCGUGCUGCGCGCUCCUUCCUUUCUCGCUGCCCGGCCAUCUUGGCGGCUGCGCUUGGUUUGGGGGCCCGCGCCGCACCGGAGGCAGGAAAGAUGGUGGCCGCAAAGAAGACGAAGAAGUCCCUGGAGUCCAUCAACUCGAGGCUCCAGCUGGUGAUGAAGAGCGGCAAGUACGUGCUGGGCUACAAGCAGACGCUCAAGAUGAUCCGGCAGGGCAAAGCCAAGCUGGUCAUCCUCGCCAACAACUGCCCGGCCUUGAGGAAAUCUGAAAUCGAGUACUAUGCCAUGUUGGCUAAGACUGGUGUCCAUCACUACAGUGGCAAUAACAUCGAGCUGGGCACAGCGUGUGGGAAAUACUACAGAGUGUGCACACUGGCUAUCAUUGACCCAGGUGACUCUGAUAUUAUUAGAAGCAUGCCAGAACAGACUGGUGAGAAGUAGUAAACCAGAAAAGCCUGCCUUUAAUAAAACCACCCAAGCUCUCUUUUAAAAAAAAAACAAA
Molecule: messenger RNA, 550 nt
Organism: Mesocricetus auratus (golden hamster)
Lineage: Eukaryota; Metazoa; Chordata; Mammalia; Rodentia; Cricetidae
Gene: Rpl30
Product: ribosomal protein L30
Exons: 5
Coding region: 142-489 (115 amino acids)
Cellular component (GO): cytosolic large ribosomal subunit
Molecular function (GO): structural constituent of ribosome; RNA binding
Source: RefSeq, a predicted model, not a curated record